This is a messenger RNA of Choloepus didactylus (southern two-toed sloth), 1135 nucleotides long. RefSeq names its product NADH:ubiquinone oxidoreductase core subunit S7 (gene NDUFS7). The coding region runs from base 16 to 1053 and encodes 345 amino acids. The record is from RefSeq and is a predicted model, not a curated record. Gene Ontology annotation, biological process: mitochondrial respiratory chain complex I assembly; electron transport coupled proton transport; aerobic respiration. NCBI's taxonomy places the organism in Eukaryota, Metazoa, Chordata, Mammalia, Pilosa, Megalonychidae. The transcript has 7 exons. Gene Ontology annotation, molecular function: 4 iron, 4 sulfur cluster binding; quinone binding; NADH dehydrogenase (ubiquinone) activity.
GCACCCCUCCAUCUGAUGGGCGCCUGGUGGUGGCGGAGGGCCCCCGAGUCCCAGCUGCCGGGUCUAGGUGGGCGCUCCUGGGAGGGGACGGGAGGCGGCAAGUUCAGGUGCCUCCCCCUCGGGGCUUCGCUCCAGGCCCCUGGGCGGCCGGGAGGGGCGGGACCGGUCACUUUCCAGCCUUUCCGUGAUGGUUGGUGGUUCGAGGCCCCCGGCCUGAGCCUGGACUUCGCCCCGUGGGGAAGGACACCGGCCGCGGUGCUCCUUCCCCGGCGCGGGGUCCGGCCCGCGCGCGCCUGUUUCCCGGGGCUGGGCUCGGGGACGCGCUGCGAGGCGGAACCUUCCGAGUCGGGCUGCGCGCGCGCCGGGCGCCUUUGGGCGGCGGACCGGACCCGGCGCGCUGGUGGGGACGCGCCGCCGAGGUUGUCUGAAGGCCGAGGCCAAGAUGGCGGCGCUGGCGGCUCCGGAGUGGGUGCAGCUGUGCAGGCACGUGAUGUCCAUCGGACCGCGCCUGCCGGGGGCCCCAGCAGCACCCAGCCUGCUGUGACGAAGGCCGUGGUCCCCAAGCCUGCCGCGCUCCCCAGCAGCCGGGGCGAGUACGUGGUGGCCAAGCUGGACGACCUCAUCAACUGGGCGCGCCGGAGCUCGCUGUGGCCCAUGACCUUCGGCCUGGCCUGCUGCGCCGUGGAGAUGAUGCACAUGGCGGCGCCGCGCUACGACAUGGACCGCUUCGGCGUGGUUUUCCGCGCCAGCCCGCGCCAGUCGGACGUGAUGAUCGUGGCCGGCACGCUCACCAACAAGAUGGCCCCCGCGCUGCGCAAGGUCUACGACCAGAUGCCCGAGCCGCGCUACGUUGUGUCCAUGGGGAGCUGCGCUAACGGAGGAGGGUACUACCACUACUCCUACUCGGUCGUGAGGGGCUGCGACCGCAUCGUGCCCGUGGACAUCUACGUCCCAGGCUGCCCGCCCACAGCCGAGGCCCUGCUCUACGGGAUCCUGCAGCUGCAGAAGAAGAUCAAGCGGGAGAAACGGCUGAAGAUCUGGUACCGCAGGUAGUGCCGCGGGCUCCGGUGCCGCGUCUCCUGCUGGUUCUGUGAGAAUGUGAUGACUAUCAAUAAACCCACCGUGGCCCCCGCUG